Molecule: messenger RNA, 951 nt
Organism: Papaver somniferum (opium poppy)
Lineage: Eukaryota; Viridiplantae; Streptophyta; Magnoliopsida; Ranunculales; Papaveraceae
Exons: 1
Coding region: 1-951 (316 amino acids)
Source: RefSeq, a predicted model, not a curated record
AUGAGGAAUUUUAACAGGUUCAUAUCAAGACACGAACUUACUGAUCUUCCAAUGAUUGGGGCUACAUACACCUGGACUAAUAAUCAGGUUCAAUGUGUUCGUAGUAGAAUUGAUAGGAUUUUAGUUUCUGUUGAUUGGGAGUGUCGGUUUCCGAAUGUUACUCAACAAGCUCUUGUCAGGCCAUGUUCAUAUCAUAGUCCUUUUGCUCUUAUUUGUGAUGGUGUCGAAGGAGGUUCAUGCCCAUUUCGUUGUGAAAUUUUCUGGUAUUUACAUCCUGACUUUUUCACUUUCAUUCAAAAUACUUGGAAUUCUUUCACCGUGACAGGUAAUUCAGGUUUUGUGAUGUGCAAAAAGUUUCAACUUUUAAAGCCUUUGUUAAAGCUUUGGGCUAAGCAAGAGUUUGGACAUAUGGAAAGGAGAUUAGAAGAACUGGAAGAUAUUUUUGUCAAGCUUGAUGUAGAGGAAGAUCUUCAUGGUGGACUCAAUGAAGAUCAAUGGAAUGAAAGGUUGAAAGCUCACCAGGAUUAUUGCAAUUUAACUAUUGCAAAAGCUGAAAAAUGGAGAAGUCGUUCUAGAGCUAAUCACAUUGCUUUGAAUGAGAAAAACACAAAAUAUUUUCAUAAGCUUGCCUCAGAUAGAAGAAGAAGGAAUUUUAUUGGUGCCAUAAAAGUAGAUGGGGUGAUGACUUAUAAAGCUGAAGAGGUCAAGAAAGGGAUUGUAGACUUUUUUCAAAAUAUUUUUCAAAAUCGAGCUACCAGGACAGUUUCACUUGAGUUAAUGCAUUUCAAUAGAAUCUCUCAAGAUUUGAGAGUUGGUUACAAUUGGAUGUUGACGAGUCUGAAUGUUUGUCUGCAAUCAAACUUUUGGGUCAAAACAAGGCACCUGGUCCGGAUGGGUUUGCAAUUAGCUUUUAUCUGUUUUGUUGGGAAGUUCUUAACAAGGAUUUCAUGA